UGGAUCACCAACACUAUUUGUAAGGAUUGUCUCUUUUAUCUCUAUUUAGUAUAGGGCACCUGUUGGCAUCUAAGGAAGCAACAGUGAAUUGCAACUUGAUUUUAAUACAUAGACUAACACAAUGUUUACAUGUACCCCACAUGGUUCCUUAACUCUGAUGAUGUUAUUCAGAUCAGUCAUUUCAGCAAGGUAUUAGAAUGUUACAUCGUUAAUGCCUGCAAACGGUUUUGAAAGUGCCUGCCUGCAAUCUGCAUGUCUGUACGCUGAGGGUAUCGAGGAUCGGAAGGGAUUAAUCACCGCAACCUAGCCAAAAAGCUUUAUCCCCCUUUGUAGAUAAUUACAUAACCGUGUUAUACAGGGAAAAAUCAUCUCCGGUGAACCGCAAGCAGUGACACGGACGAGGAAAUGUGCUAACUAUCCGAAGAUAGAAGCUUAUUUGGCUCGUUGUGCGUCGAAUCGUCAGGGGAGAGGAUCUUCAUCUUCCCCCGUUGCCACUGAGCUGGGCUCCUCUUCUUCCUCAUCUUCUUCCUCCUCCUGCAUGUGUGUUUCUGAGGGGACAUCAAGGUCCAGUGAGAGACUGGGUGCAAAAGACUCGCCCACUCCCUGUUGCGCACGAAAGUAGGUUAUACCUGCUGUGCAUCCAGAGAGUGUUUUUCUUCUCAUGGCAAGGAUACGACAACACUGUUGCUAAAAACUCAGUAUAUCGUGCAGAGAUGGUUCUCCAAAGGAUUUUUCGUGCUGUUAUUAUGGGACCUCCGGGGUCGGGGAAAGGAACCGUGUCUGCACUCAUUACCAAAACUUUUGGGUUAAGCCACAUUUCCAGUGGGGACAUUUUGAGAUCCAACAUCAGCAACAAAAGCGAGCUGGGUCUGUUGAUGAAGUGCUGUAUUGAUCAAGGUCAGCUGGUACCUGAUGACGUCAUGUCCCGUCUCAUCCUGCGUGACCUGAGAGUGAUGGACCACAGCAGCUGGCUGCUCGAUGGAUUCCCUCGUACAGUACCCCAGGCCGAAGCUCUGGAUGACGCACACAGUGUGGACACAGUCAUCAACCUCAAUGUACCUUUCCAGACCAUCAAACAGAGGCUCACUUCACGCUGGACUCACCUUCCCACCGGCAGAGUCUACAACGUGGAUUUCAACCCGCCUAAAGUCCCUGGUUUGGAUGAUGAGACAGGGGAGCCUCUGGUCCAGAGGGACGAUGACACACCUGAUACGGUCACACUGAGACUGAAGGCCUAUGAAAACCAGACAGAGCCCGUCUUAGAGUACUACAGGAGUAACGGUGUGCUAGAGACCUUCACUGGGACAGAAACCAACAUGAUCUGGCCGCACGUCGAGGCUUUCCUCCACAAAAAACUCUUCUCCGUCAAACAGAAAGUCGCAUAGAAGACAGCCUGAUCAGGAAAGCACAAGAAGGGGUAAAGUUUACCAGCAGAAACCACUGUACUCACAUCGUCCAAUCAGGUGCCUCUUUCUGUAAAACAAGAGCUAUCUGUGCAAUAAUAUAUUCUGAAUGUUCAAAGUGAAGAGCUCAUAGAGUAUGUCAGGAAGUGUUAGUAAGACAACAGAUGUACUUGGAAAAGCCUCCACUUUUGCACUGUUUCAACAAUGCUAUUGACUUAAAAGAACUCUUAACAUGUGUACAUAAAGUAGCCUACUUCGAAAAUGGUAUUGUCUCUUUAUAUAGAAAUGUGCCUUUAUAAAGCCAGGAGACUUUAAUGAAACAGAUAUUAGAAAAUCAUUGUUCCUAAAUAAGAAGUUUUAGUGUUUCUAAAUGCAAUCAUUAAUACUUUUCUUUGUUGGUGAAAAUAAUGGGCACACACAAGAUAUUUUUAGAGACAUUUCAUUUUUUUGUAAUCCUUUGAAAGCAAUAUGUAUGGGCUUUUUGCCCUGGCAUAACUGCCUUGGGGAUGUGUUUUAUGCAGUGGGAAAAUACUAAAGGGAACUGUGCCAUGUUUAACAAAUUACUGCCAAUUCACUUUAGCAUUUAAGUGCCUCUUUCUGCUUGUAAUAAUGUAUAAACUAGGGCUGCUCAAUUAAUUGUAUUUUAAUCGCGAUUACGAUUAUGGCUUGAAACGAUUACGAAAACAACG
Molecule: messenger RNA, 2092 nt
Organism: Notothenia coriiceps (black rockcod)
Lineage: Eukaryota; Metazoa; Chordata; Actinopteri; Perciformes; Nototheniidae
Gene: ak3
Product: adenylate kinase 3
Exons: 5
Coding region: 714-1385 (223 amino acids)
Biological process (GO): nucleobase-containing compound metabolic process
Cellular component (GO): mitochondrion
Molecular function (GO): AMP kinase activity; ATP binding
Source: RefSeq, a predicted model, not a curated record